AUAACCAUUAGAGGAUGGUUAUUUUUGUCUGUUUUUUAACACGAAAUUGUACGAAGUUUGCGAAACAAUUACAAUGUUGUUGUCAGUUGUCCGAAAGGUGCACAUGUUUAUCUCACGAAAUUAAUAAGAGACAAGAUGGAAUGUUAUUUAGUUCGUGGAUUUGUUUAGAUAGUAAUCACGUAGUUUAACUAAUAAGUGUUCCAUCAAUUUUCAAUGCUAUUAAAAAGGAUACAGUUUACAAUAUGUCUAAUAUUAAAGAGGAUCAGGCAAAUUUCACAAAUGGAUUUUAUUUAGAGACGCACAAAAGAUGGGAGAAGUUUUCGAACUGGAUACACUGUAUCUGUGUUGUGACUUUUGAUUUGGAAUUGGGGCAAGCUCUUGAGAGCAUUUAUCCACCUCAUGUGACACUGACAAAACAAGAGACUUUGAACAUAUGUUACCUGGCAUUCCCUGACUCAAAUUCUGGAUGUAUGGGUGAUACCAAUUUUAUAGUUCGUUUACAAAGCUGCCCAUCGAAAGCUGUGCUGAGCAAUGUUCACACAGCCUACAAUUCUAAAUGUCCACCAGCUUUGCAGAUAAAUCCAGCUUACUACUGGGGUUAUGUGUACUUUCGGCAAGUCAAGGAUAUUAAACUACCUAGAGGCUAUUUUCAGAAGAGUGUUGUCAUACUGUCGAGGCUACCGUUCAAUAAUUUAUUCACCAAGAUUAUAUCUGUAAUAGCUCCUGAAUACUUUGAUAAUGGCAAUCUUAGUUUAGAAGCUGCAUGUUAUAACAUAGAUCAAUGGCCCACACCAGUGCCUGGUUUAACAUUAAGUUUACCAUUACUAGGUUCAGUAUUUCAAACUUUCAUACCACAUCAACGAAAUUCCACUUCACUGAUUUUGCAAUUGGCUGGAUUGAAUGAAGUGGCCACUAGCUCAGAGAAUCAGAUUCAAGCUUCUGUUGAAGAUCUGAACUUAUUUGAUAUUUUCCAACCCGUGUUGUCCCACAUCGAUAUGCUGUGGGAACUUGUGAUAACCGCCGAGCCUUUAAUUGUAAUGGCCUCAUCUCCGAACCAUUGCUCGCUGAUGGUACUGGCUCUCACCAGGAUCAUUUCUCCAUUAAAAUUCUGCGCCGAUCAUAGAACGUACUUCACGAUACAUGAUAGCGAUUUUAAGCAAUUUACGAACAAAGUUCAUGGUACACCGCCAGUUAUACUUGGCGUUACCAAUCCGUUCUUCGCGAAGACGCUGCACCAUUGGCCGCACACGGUGCGAUUAGGUGAAGACUAUGGUCAAUACCAAAAGUACAAGCUGAAGAAGAACGGUAACUCCAAGAUAUUCGAUUCCACGCCAGGCGUCUACAGUUCUUAUAAACCAUUCUUGCAAAAGGAUAAGACAAUGAUCAAAAAUCUGAUCAGCGGUAUUAACACGAAAAGACCAUUCGAAGUACAAUCGGCUCUACUUAAAAAACACUUGUUAGAGUUAACGCACAGUUUUAUGAUUCCUUUGGAAAGGUACAUAGCCAGUUUGAUGCCACUGCUGAAGAACAUUUCCCCGUUUAGGGCAGCCCCUACUCCGUUGCCGUUCAAUCCAGAUGACUUCUUUGCUAUGCUGGAAACGGCUGGGCCGCAGUUAACCACAGGAAUCAAAGGAGAUUGGGUUGGUUUAUAUAAGAAGUUCUUUAGGUCGCCGAACUUCAACGGUUGGUUUAACAACCGUUACACCGAACUUGCGUUGAAACUGCAAGCUUUACAGCUUCAAGCACUUUCAGACGCCGACCUAAAGUUGUGGGUACAAGGAAAACCGGAAGUAGAGAUCGUGGACAUGGUCUUGAAGAUAAAGAAUAAAAUAAAAAAGUGCGAACAACAUGACAUACCUGUAAGUCAUACUAUCAAAGAGCAAUUGGAACAACGUCUGCAAGAUAUUAUAAGCUCUCUGCCGGACGAUCUGAAGAACAUUUUACAAACGUCGUGAUAAUAAAUUAUAUAUAUAUAUUUUUUUUUUAAACUCGCGAUAGCAAUGAGAAGCAUAACCAAGCUCAGGGUUUCAUUGAAGGAACGAUUCAUUUAACAUUUGUUGAUACGUAUUUCUAAAUUACGUUCGAAUUAUUUACUUUAUAUAUAUAUAUUUUUCUUGAUCGAUUCAUUCAUUUAUACAUGUUACAUUUUUGUUGAUUGUGUGCCAAAAAGAAAGUUGGCCUAACUGCCGCUAAGUAUGAGAACUACAUCCAUCCGUUGCAGUGAGCAAAGUAGAUAUUGCUGGUUACCGUUUUGUAAGUAACAGCGAUCACCUUAUUAUGUAACACCAUUGUUUUAGAAAUAGAAACAGAUGCCGACUUACUACCUUUAAUUUCUUCUGUUCUGUUCAUUUUAGCAUCACUGAUUUUAUACAUUAUAUAUAGAUAUAUUAUUAUAUUUUUUUAAAUGUGCAUUUUUUAAUAUAAUAAACAUACAGUUAUUGUAAGUAAAUAUUUUUCAGUACAAAAAGACGCGAGGGCGGGGCAGGGUUAUUAUGUGUUUUUUUUU
Messenger RNA from Nicrophorus vespilloides, 2506 nucleotides. Its product is annotated as protein DENND6B. Gene Ontology annotation, molecular function: guanyl-nucleotide exchange factor activity. The coding region runs from base 243 to 1955 and encodes 570 amino acids. The record is from RefSeq and is a predicted model, not a curated record. Lineage: Eukaryota; Metazoa; Arthropoda; Insecta; Coleoptera; Silphidae. The transcript has 6 exons. Gene Ontology annotation, cellular component: recycling endosome.